This is a messenger RNA of Anisakis simplex (herring worm), 702 nucleotides long. NCBI's taxonomy places the organism in Eukaryota, Metazoa, Nematoda, Chromadorea, Rhabditida, Anisakidae. The record is from the annotation of a GenBank genome assembly.
AUGGGUGAUCAUUACGGCUUUUCGCUGACUACGUUCAGUCCAUCCGGCAAGCUUAUGCAAAUUGAGUAUGCGCUGAAUGCCGUCAAAAAUGGUCAGCCAUCGGUCGGUUUGAGAGCAUCUGAUGGAGUUGUAUUGGCAACGGAGAAUAAAGCAUCAAUUCUGUAUGAAGAUCAAGCAAAAAUUGAAAAGCUCAGUCGUCAUAUCGGAUGUGUUUAUAGCGGAAUGGGACCUGAUUAUAGAAUAUUGGUGAAAAAAGGUCGCAAGAUAGCAAUGCAGUAUGAAUUGAUGUACGGUGAAGAGAUUCCAACCACACAAUUGGUCACCAAGUUGGCUGCUGUUAUGCAAGAAUAUACGCAAUCCGGUGGUGUUCGUCCGUUCGGCGUAUCAAUGUUAAUCGCUGGCUGGGAUAGUGAGCCAGGUAACGGAAGGCCUCUGUUGUUCCAGUGUGAUCCAUCGGGUGCAUAUUUCGCGUGGAAAGCAACAGCGCUCGGAAAGAACGAUGUGAACGCGAAAACAUUUUUGGAGAAACGAUUCAGUGAUGCACUCGAAUUAGAUGACGGCAUUCAUACAGCAUUAUUGACGUUAAGAGAAAGUUUCGAUGUGGGUAUGACUGAAGAUAACGUUGAAAUCGCUAUUUGUAAUCGUAAUGGGUUCCAUCGACUCACCAAACAACAACUCAAAGACCACCUUGGAGCACUUUAA